This is a messenger RNA of Cornus florida, 1683 nucleotides long. RefSeq names its product anthocyanidin 3-O-glucosyltransferase 5-like. Bases 79 to 1524 code for a protein of 481 amino acids. Gene Ontology annotation, molecular function: UDP-glycosyltransferase activity. The record is from RefSeq and is a predicted model, not a curated record. Lineage: Eukaryota; Viridiplantae; Streptophyta; Magnoliopsida; Cornales; Cornaceae. The transcript has a single exon.
ACAAUCUCACGUGGAGGCCACAAAAAGCUCAUUGAUCCUAAGGGGUGGUGUCUCUCUCUCUCUCAAUUAAUUCAAUCAAUGGAUAGCUCAAAGCUCCAUUUUGCUAUAGUGGCAUGCCCCGGCAUGGGCCAUCUCAUCCCAGAACUCAUGCUCGCCGAACGCCUUGUCACCCACCACCACAUCCAAGUCACCGUCCUUGUCGUCACCACCCACUCAUGGCCAUCCCAAUCUCAGAUUCUCCACCUCCCUAACGUUGCGAAAACACUCCACGUCAUAUAUCUCCCGCCACUGGAUAUCUCCGGUCUACUCGACCCGGGUGCCACUUACGUUACCCAGAUCGUAGUUAUGAUGCGCGAGGCUCGACCGGCUAUCAGGUCCACCAUCUCCUCCAUGAACCGCCGUCCCGACGCCCUCAUCGUUGACCUCUUGGGAACCGAAUCUUUUGUGAUUGCCGACGAGUUCGAUAUGCCCAAGUACGUAUACAUCCCCAGCACUGCAUGGUUCACUGCUCUCACCUUCUACUGUCCCGUAUUUGAUAAGGAGCUGAAGGGUCAGUACGUUGACCAAAGCGACCCGCUGGCAGUUCCGGGUUGCACCCCGGUCCGACCGGAAGAUGUUGUCGAGCCGAUGCUGGACCGGAAUGAUCAGACGUAUCGCGAGUACGUACGGAUGGGGAUUGAGUUUUCGCAGUCCGAUGGAAUUUUAAUCAACACGUGGAAUGAUCUGGAGUGUUCAACGCUGAGAGCUUUACGACAAAAUGAAACCCUCCAGUCGGUUGUUAAGGUACCGGUUUAUGCAGUCGGGCCUUUGACGAGGCCGGUCCAAUCUUCCGGUUCGCCGAGCGAGUUGUCCAAGUGGCUCCACAUGCAACCCGGCGAGUCAGUUAUAUAUGUUUCGUUUGGGAGUGGUGGGUUGUUGUCGGCUGAGCAAAUGACUGAGUUGGCUUGGGGUUUGGAGCUGAGCCGGCAGAGGUUUGUUUGGGUGGUACGCCCACCCAUAGAGGGUAGUGCGGAUGCAUCAAGGAACGGAUCGGAAGAUGGGACCCCUGACUACCUACCAGAUGGGUUCUUGACCAGGGCCCACAAUGUGGGAGUUGUAGUCCCACAUUGGGCCCCACAAGUGGAGAUCUUGAGCCAUCCAUCAAUAGGGGGUUUUCUAUCACACUGUGGUUGGAAUUCAAAUUUGGAGAGCAUAGUGCAUGGGGUGCCUAUGAUUGCAUGGCCACUCUAUGCUGAGCAGAGACUGAAUGCUACCAUGCUUACGGAGGAGAUGCGCGUGGCGGUCCGGCCGAGGGUGUCACCGGCAAAGGAGGUAGUAAGGAGGGAGGAGAUAGAGCGGAUGGUGAGGAGUGUGAUGGAGAGCAAAGAAGGGAAGGUGAUGAGAGAGAAAAUGAAAGAACUAAAAUAUAGUGCAGAGAAAGCUUUGAAGAAAGACGGUUCUUCCUAUAACUCAUUAUGCGAGGUGAUUAAGGACUGUGAGGUGAGACUGGAGUCAAAGAAGGCCAAGGUUGGCUCACAAUACUAAUUAAAAGAGGUGUGAGUCCUGAAAUUGAAGUCUCAAUGAAGUGGGCUUUUUGUUUUUUACAAAUCUUUUUCCCUUAUUAUUAUUAUUUUGGAUAAAUUACAAUGAUGCUGUUAUGUCAAAUUUCAACUACAUAGAUAUUUUGAUCUUAACUUUUACUCA